Messenger RNA from Malurus melanocephalus (red-backed fairy wren), 2584 nucleotides. RefSeq names its product zinc finger protein X-linked (gene ZFX). Gene Ontology annotation, molecular function: RNA polymerase II cis-regulatory region sequence-specific DNA binding; metal ion binding; DNA-binding transcription factor activity, RNA polymerase II-specific. The transcript is spliced from 8 exons. Gene Ontology annotation, biological process: regulation of transcription by RNA polymerase II. NCBI's taxonomy places the organism in Eukaryota, Metazoa, Chordata, Aves, Passeriformes, Maluridae. The coding region runs from base 96 to 2480 and encodes 794 amino acids. The record is from RefSeq and is a predicted model, not a curated record. Gene Ontology annotation, cellular component: nucleus.
GCGGGUCUUGCAAGCCCAACGCGGCCCGGGGCGGCGGGGGAGGCGGCGUGAGGAACGCGGAGCGGAGACACUGUGACUGAUGAGAGUUAAAGGCCAUGGAUGAAGAUGGGCUUGAAUUGCAGCCACACGAGCCAAAUGCAUUUUUUGAUCCAACAGGAGCUGAUGCAACACAUAUGGAUGGAGAUCAGAUUGUUGUGGAAGUACAGGAAACAGUAUUUGUUUCAGAUGUAGUCGACUCAGAUAUAACCGUGCAUAAUUUUGUUCCUGAUGAUCCAGACUCCGUAGUAAUCCAGGAUGUCAUUGAGGAUGUUGUUAUCGAGGAUGUUCAGUGUCCAGAUAUCAUGGAGGAGCCAGAUGUGUCUGAAACAGUCAUUAUUCCUGAACAAGUGCUGGACGCAGACGUAGCCGAAGAGGUUUCUUUGGCUCAUUGCACUGUCCCAGAUGAUGUUUUAGCUUCUGACAUAACAGCAGAGACAAUGUCUAUUCCAGAGCAUGUACUGACAAGUGAGUCAAUGCAUGUACCUGAAGUUGGACACGUUGAGCAUGUGGUUCAUGAUAACGUUGAAGAAGCAGAUAUUGUCACUGAUACUCUGGGAACAGAUGUUGUUUCUGAGGAAGUCUUGGUGGCAGACUGUGCAUCAGAGGCAGUGAUCGAUGCCAAUGGAAUCCCUGUGGAACACCAAGAAGAGAAGGGCAACUGUGAUGAUUACCUUAUGAUUUCCUUGGAUGAUGCUGGUAAGAUAGAACACGAAGGUUCUGCUGAAAUUACCAUGGAAGCAGAGUCAGAAAGUGGCUCUUGUAAAGUGGAUGGCAUUUGUCCAGAAGUCAUCAAGGUCUAUAUAUUCAAAGCAGAUCCUGGAGAAGACGAUUUAGGGGGCACAGUAGACAUUGUGGAGAGUGAGCCAGAGAAUGACCACGCAGUUGGAUUGCUCGAUCAAAAUAGCAGUAUUCGUAUUCCAAGGGAGAAAAUGGUUUACAUGACUGUAAAUGAUUCUCAGCAUGAAGACGAAGACUUAAAUGUUGCAGAAAUAGCUGAUGAGGUUUAUAUGGAAGUGAUUGUAGGAGAGGAGGAUGCUGCAGCAGCYCAUGAACAGCAAAUUGAUGACACCGAAAUUAAAACUUUUAUGCCUAUAGCUUGGGCAGCUGCUUAUGGUAAUAAUAACGAUGGCAUCGAAAGUCGGAAUGGCACUGCAAGUGCUCUUUUGCACAUAGAUGAGUCAUCUGGACUUGGGAGACUGGCCAAGCAAAAACCAAAGAAGAAGAGGAGACCUGAGUCCAGACAGUAUCAGACAGCAAUAAUCAUUGGCCCCGAUGGUCAUCCGUUGACGGUCUACCCCUGCAUGAUUUGUGGAAAGAAAUUUAAAUCUAGAGGUUUCUUGAAAAGGCACAUGAAAAACCACCCRGAGCACCUUCUUACUAAGAAGAAAUACAGAUGCACAGACUGUGAUUACACUACGAAUAAAAAAAUAAGUUUACAUAACCACUUGGAGAGUCAUAAGCUGACCAACAAAACAGAAAAGCUUAUUGAAUGCGACGAGUGUGGGAAAACCUUCUCUCAUGCAGGAACUUUAUUCACUCACAAGAUGGUGCACAGGGACAAAGGAGUUAAUAAAAUGCACAAGUGCAAAUUCUGCGAUUAUGAGACAGCAGAACAAGGGUUACUGAGUCACCACCUUUUGGCUGUCCACAGCAAGAACUUUCCUCACAUUUGCGUGGAGUGUGGCAAAGGGUUUCGCCACCCGUCGGAGCUCAAGAAGCACAUGAGGAUCCACACUGGUGAGAAGCCCUACCAGUGCCAAUAUUGCGAAUAUCGAUCUGCCGACUCUUCCAACUUGAAAACCCACGUAAAGACUAAACACAGUAAGGAAACGCCSUUGAAAUGCGAUAUUUGUUUCCAGACUUUUUCAGAUACCAAAGAGCUACAGCAGCAUACGAUUAUGCAUCAAGAAAGUAAAACGCAUCAGUGUUUGCAUUGUGACCAUAAGAGCUCAAACUCGAGUGAUCUGAAACGACACAUAAUUUCAGUCCACACAAAAGACUAUCCUCAUAAGUGUGAUAUGUGUGAUAAAGGCUUUCACAGGCCUUCGGAACUGAAAAAACAYGUGGCGGCUCACAAGGGGAAAAAAUUGCACCAAUGCAGACAUUGUGACUUUAAAAUUGCAGAUCCGUUCAUUCUGAGUCGCCACAUACUCUCAGUUCACACAAAGGAUCUUCCAUUCAGGUGCAAGAGAUGUAGAAAGGGCUUUAGGCAGCAAAAUGAGCUGAAAAAACACAUGAAAACACACAGUGGCAGGAAAGUUUAUCAGUGUGAGUACUGUGAGUAUAGCACUACAGACGCCUCAGGCUUCAAACGGCACGUGAUUUCCAUUCACACAAAAGACUACCCUCACCGGUGUGAGUAUUGCAAGAAAGGUUUCCGAAGGCCUUCAGAGAAGAACCAGCACAUUAUGCGACAUCAUAAAGAUGUUGGGCUGCCUUAAAGUCUCUUUCACAGACUUAUGGCUGGAAUUAUAAAGGAAAUUUGCCUUUCAGGCAGUUAGCUUAUUUUAAAGCCAAUCACCUGCGAUCACACACAAAAAAAAAA